AUGGCGUGGAACGGUAUUAAUAUCUCUGGAACCUCCAUGAUUAGACGAAUCUUCGUGAUGGCCAUGGUUGGAGUUUAUUCCUGGGUAGUAUUGGUAGCCACGAAUGUAAAGGUGGUUACUAGUAGUACCGGUACUGGUACUAGUAGCGGUAUCACAGCAGACAUUACAUCACCUUCCAAUACAAAGCUGACGUUAUCUGCUACUCUUACUGGUAGUAGCGGUACAUCAGCUGGGGCUCGCGAUGAUAAGAGUGACAGUGACAGUCCAACAGUCUCUUUGAUAACCAGCUUUUGGGCUCAGUCUCCUGACGAAGAAGCCAGUCUCCAUCGGAAAGAAAUCCAAGCCGCCCUACUCAGUAACAUCCACAAUCCACACUUGGACCAGGUUGUUGUGAUACUGGAUGGGUCUUCUACAGAUGGCAAUUGCUCACAUUUCCAAGAGAGCAUGGAUACCCUCCAAACAGGCUUUACCAGUCGCUGGAGCCUGGGCCAUCGAAACUCGACACAAGACAAGCUCACAUGUGUGGACCGACCGUUGGGACAACCCAACUACUACGAAAUGUUCUCCUAUGCCACCGAUCCAACCAUUGUCACAAGUGACAUUGUCAUUCUUUCCAAUGCCGAUCAAGCAUUUGAUGACUCGGCCCAACAAGCCAAGCGCAUACGACCCAACACGGUCCUCACACUGGCCACGUGGGGAUACAACCGAACCAGUGUACCCACGCAGGUACAAAAGUACUACAAAUACAUCCACAGCGGCACCUCACGAAAGGCCAAAAAAGUCGCCAACAAAAUUGUUGCCAAUCGUUGCAGCGAGUCCACCACACAAACCUCCUGGGAUGGCUACGUCUUUUACCGACAACUCAUUCAAGGCAAGCUGGCGUCACAAGACUUUAUGCGCCAUUUCAAAACCAACACAACCUCUGGCAAGGCAUUCUUCAAAAUGAAUGAAUCGGGAGGAGAGAACGCCGGGUUGUGGGCUCUGCUUGCGCAUGUGCCAUCGGCGCGGGAUGCCAAUGGUUGUUCCCUCAUUCGAACAUGGCACUUUCACGGGGCAAAAAAGAUGAGAGCACACAAUGUGGAUGAGGCAUACUGGGACAAUCCAGAGACACCCUCGCGGGUUCCACAGCCAUAUCGACGGGCCAAAUACCCUCUACCAGAUGUCCUUCUUGGUAGUACCGAACAAUAA
Messenger RNA from Seminavis robusta, 1188 nucleotides. The record is from the annotation of a GenBank genome assembly. NCBI's taxonomy places the organism in Eukaryota, Bacillariophyta, Bacillariophyceae, Naviculales, Naviculaceae.